AUGGCAAUUCUUGUAGAUCUCCAUCAUCAUCUUUGGCUCUCAGUUUUUGGAAUCCUUGGGAACAUCUUAUCAGGAUUUGUAUUCCUUGGACCCGUGUCGACAUUUAUUGAAAUCUACAUAGCCAGAUCAACCGUGGGUUUUGAUUCUCUACCUUAUAAUCUAACACUACUUUCUUGCAACCUUUGGAUGUACUAUGGUUUCAUCAAGGAGAAUGCCACUCUUCUCAUCUUCAUCAGCUCAAUAGGAGUUGCUGCUGAGACUACCUAUAUUCUCAUUUUUCUUAUCUUUGCAACAAAUCAAGCUAGGUGUCAAACAUUGAAGGAGUUAUUUCUAUGCAUGGGAGGAUUCUAUUUAAUUUUCGCGGUCUCAUGGUUUCUACUCCCCGAUGAAAUUCGUGUUAGCUUUGUUGGAUGGAUGAGUGUGGCAGCCUCUAUUGCAGUUUUUGCUUCACCUAUUAACAUAGUGGUAAGAACAUAUAAUUAA
This is a messenger RNA of Ipomoea nil (Japanese morning glory), 483 nucleotides long. Its product is annotated as bidirectional sugar transporter SWEET15-like. Bases 1 to 483 code for a protein of 160 amino acids. The record is from RefSeq and is a predicted model, not a curated record. Gene Ontology annotation, cellular component: membrane. The transcript has 4 exons. Gene Ontology annotation, biological process: carbohydrate transport. Gene Ontology annotation, molecular function: sugar transmembrane transporter activity. NCBI's taxonomy places the organism in Eukaryota, Viridiplantae, Streptophyta, Magnoliopsida, Solanales, Convolvulaceae.